GAACAGCUGAUAGUGAAAUCAGGUUUGGAAGUCCAAUUGGAAACAAUGCAGAAAUAAUAUUUGUGCGUAACACGCCAACAAAAGACACUCGCGAGACACUUUCACUGAAUGCCCGACCAGGACACGGCUGGAAAGUAGCUAGCCCCACCAUGGACAUGGCCAGGAGCAUCUUUGGCCGCGACCACGAGGGUUACGUGGGCCGUGAAGAGCAUACGCGCAAACUACAGAACCUCGGCUCCGAAGACGAUCUGGGCGAGCUGCCGCCCAUGAUGGAGGAACUGAGUGUGGCCGAUGGCCUGCGUCCGAAUCCCGGGGGGCCAUUUUCAGCCCUAACCGCCUCAAUGUGGCCGCAGGAGAUCCUGGCCAAGCUGGGCGGUGGUGCCGAACUGGCUUCUGGCCCAAACGACCAGCCGGAGUACCGCUUCGAUGAGUUCGGAUUCCGCGUGGAGGAGGAGGAUGGACCGGAGCAGAGCUCCAACAAAUUGCUCAGCAUACCCUUUGUGGAGGACGCCCAGCAGCGGCUGCAGUGGAUCGCCCACCUGGAAUUCUCGCACAACAAGGAGGCCACAGAGCUCAGCUGGGAGCAUGUGGACGUGAUGCUCCCACGCACCGAAAAGCUGCGCAACAUGGUCCGCCAGGGAAUUCCCCACACCCUGCGCGCCCAGAUGUGGAUGCGCCUGUCUGGAGCACUGGCCAAGAAGCAGAAGAGCGAGACCAGCUACCAUGAUAUAGUGAAGGCCUCAAGCAACGACCAGCUGAUGACUUCGAAGCAGAUUGAGAAGGAUCUUCUGCGCAUCCUGCCCACCAAUGCCUGCUUCAGCAAUCCGAACGGAACAGGCAUUCCACGGCUUCGCCGAAUCCUAAGGGGUAUCGCGUGGCUCUUCCCGGACAUCGGUUAUUGCCAGGGCACAGGGGUGAUCGUGGCCUGUCUGCUGCUCUUCAUGGAGGAGGAGAACGCCUUCUGGAUGAUGGCCACCAUUGUGGAGGAUCUGCUGCCGGCUUCCUACUACAGCUCCACCCUGCUGGGCAUCCAAGCUGAUCAGCGCGUGAUGCAAACGCUCAUAGCCAAUUACCUAAGCAGCGUGGACGAGUCGUUGCGGAAGCACGACAUCGAGCUCUCACUGAUCACGCUGCAUUGGUUCCUCACUCUGUUUGCCAACGUGGUGCAUAUGAAGAUCCUGGUGCGGAUAUGGGAUUGGUUCUUCUACGAAGGCUCCAUCGUGCUGUUUCAGCUGACGCUGGGCAUGCUUAAGGUGAAGGAGCAGGAUCUGAAGCACCUUGAGAACUCCGCACAGAUUUUCAAUUCGCUCUCCGACAUUCCCGGCGAAGUCACCGACGUCGAAGUGCUCUUCCGCCAGGCCUUAGAGGUGGGCGGCUCGCUUAGCCAGACGGUCAUCGACACCCAUCGUCGUCGCCACCUGGCUUAUCUUAUGACAGAUCAGGGCCACCAGAUAGGAAACCCCGAGGCGGCGCCCAAUCUUCCCAAGCAGCAGCUAGCCUGUCGACAGGUGCGCAAAAGCAAGUCGAUCCUAGAGGCCUUUCUCUUCCGCGGCGACGCCAGCGAAGGGGACCAGUUGAAGAAUAAGAACAUUCGGCAAACCGAGAUCCUGGUGGACCUCAGGGAGGCUAUUCUUAAGGUGGGUCGCCACUUCAUCACCAUUGAGCCCAAGCUGUCCGGCCACAUUCAGCUGACUGCCAACUACAGCACUGAGUCGCAUGCUAAGGACCACGAGAACUUCAUCAAUGUGGCAAGGACGCGAAAGCGUCGGGCCAAGGCCUUGCACGAUUUUGAGCGGCACGACGACGAUGAGCUGGGCUUUCGGCGGAACGACAUCAUCACGAUCAUCAGCCAGAAGGACGAGCACUGCUGGGUGGGCGAACUUAAUGGACUGCGCGGCUGGUUUCCGGCCAAGUUCGUCGAACUGCUGGACGAGCGGAGCAAGCUAUACACUUCGGCAGGAGAUGAUGCCAUUUCGGAGACAGUAACGGACCUGGUGCGGGGCACCUUGGCGCCGGCCAUCAAGGCCUUCCUGGAGCACGGCAUGAAGCGACCCACGUUCCUGGGCGGACCGAUCCAUCCCUGGCUGUACAUAGAGGAAGCGGCCACCCGGGAGGUGGAGAAGGACUUCGAGUCGGUGUACAGUCGCCUGGUGCUGUGCAAAACGUAUCGCCUGGAUGAGGAUGGCAAGGUGCUGACGCCCGAGGAGCUGCUCUACCGCUGCGUCCAGGCCAUCAACCAGACGCACGACGACGCCCACGCCCAAAUGGACGUUAAGCUGCGCUCGCUCAUCUGCCUGGGCCUCAACGAGCAGGUCCUGCAUCUCUGGCUGGAAGUGCUGUGUGCCUGCCAGGAGGUCGUACAGAAGUGGUACCACUCCUGGAGCUUCAUCGACUCACCCGGUUGGGUGCAGAUCAAGUGCGAGCUUCGCAUCCUCUCGCAGUUCGCCUUCAACCUGAACCCCGACUGGGAACUGCCGCCGAAGCGCGGCAAGGAGUCGCAGCCCCUCAAGGAUGGAGUGCGGGACAUGCUGGUGAAGCACCAUCUCUUCUCGUGGGAUUUGUGAAGCUCGAUGCCUUGUACAGAGUCCCAGAAUCGUUGGCAAUCAACCGCGUAUCCAAUAUCUCAUUUCUCCCUCUCGUUUCUUUUAUUUCCAUGUGCAAUCGCAAUCGUUUGAAUCGUAGUAGCUAGCAUUCGCUUUUUAAGUACUUCUCUGUUGUCGUACGCCUAACUUAAGUGCUUUACCAUAACGAUCUUUAGCUGUAACUAUUCUUUAAAUCGCCCUAUGUAUAGCUCGAGCCGUUUGUUUACUUAAGGUCCAUCCAUUACUAUAAAACCUACACCACACCAAUCUACUAAAUUACAAAUGUAACGUACCUUUAAAUUGAAAUCAAAUCUUAUAAAGUACAUACAUAUUUAUUACUAUAUACA
This is a messenger RNA of Drosophila biarmipes, 2929 nucleotides long. RefSeq names its product small G protein signaling modulator 3 homolog. The transcript has 3 exons. The record is from RefSeq and is a predicted model, not a curated record. Gene Ontology annotation, molecular function: protein binding. NCBI's taxonomy places the organism in Eukaryota, Metazoa, Arthropoda, Insecta, Diptera, Drosophilidae. Bases 150 to 2564 code for a protein of 804 amino acids.